GGUGACCUGAAUCCAUUAGUGGUCGACUUUUUAUGGAGAAAACAGACCACAGGUUGGAGAGCCAUCGCUGAGCAAGCUCUUGUUAAGGCGGAGAGCAUUGUUGAACGAGUAAAUGAGGCAUUAUAUCAAAGUGUUUGCCCAGAUGAUGAUCUUAGAGUAAAGUUGCGGGACUGGGUGCAUGCCGAUUUUCAGAAAGCAUCAGUCGACGCCGCGAAGGAGCUCGAACGUUUGAUCGCAGAUGAAAUUGAAGGCCAUCUUUUUACCUUGCAUCCCCAUUUCACAGCAUUGCGGACGUAUAGGCAGCAGAACAGAAUUAACGAAGUUACAAGCAUUUUGGCGAAGAAAAAGGCGUGGAUGAAACAAGAACAAGGCGGUGCCCUGAUUCCUAAUCUAUCCAUAUCAUCGGAUAAAAUUGUUGGAACCGAACUAUAUCACGACAAGGAAUUGGCGGUAGUUUUGAAUACUCAUGAUAGUCUCGAGGCCUACUAUGAAUUAGCUAGGUAUCGAUUCACCGACAACGUCGCAACUCAAGUUAUCGAAAGGCACCUGCUUGGCCCGGAUGGACCAUCGCGCCUUUUCUCCCUUCAGUAUGUAUCAGAAAAAUUAUAUGGAGAACAAAAUGAGGAUGCGUUAGAAAAUUUGGUUGGCGAGCAUCCAAACAAAGCCCAAAAGCGACUUGGCCUCGAUUCUGAGAGGCGCAGUCUCGAAGAAAGUAUGAAGAGGCUUCAAGCUUUCAAAAUACUUUGAUGAAUCUAUUGGUAGGAAUAUUCCGUGCGAAAUCGUGAUCAGGUUUAUAAUUUUAAAAUCGCAUUCUUAUGUAUCACUUAUCUCUCUAUUUCCUCUCUCAUAAUCCCUUAUGCGCCGGAGUCUGGCCAUUCA
Messenger RNA from Botrytis cinerea B05.10, 879 nucleotides. RefSeq lists its product as hypothetical. The record is from RefSeq and is a predicted model, not a curated record. The transcript has a single exon. Lineage: Eukaryota; Fungi; Ascomycota; Leotiomycetes; Helotiales; Sclerotiniaceae. The coding region runs from base 355 to 747 and encodes 130 amino acids.